Plasmodium malariae is the source of this 531-nucleotide messenger RNA. Its product is annotated as conserved Plasmodium protein, unknown function. The transcript has 5 exons. The record is from RefSeq and is a predicted model, not a curated record. The coding region runs from base 1 to 531 and encodes 176 amino acids. Lineage: Eukaryota; Apicomplexa; Aconoidasida; Haemosporida; Plasmodiidae.
AUGAAAAUAUAUCAUUUACUCUUUUUAUUAAUGAUAACACAUUUGAUCAGUACUUGGAGUGAUCCGAUAAAUGAACGCGGUAGUGGAGAUAUUGCUAACCGCGAUUUUGAAAAAGACAUGGAAGAGUUAGACCUUAGCGGGUUAGAGGAUGAUAUAGAAAACAUUGAAGAUAUAGCUUACAAGGACUCCUACAAUUACAUUACUCAGAUAUACCUUUAUGUCAGAGUGGACAACGAAUACAAUAAAUAUUUAAAUCAUCUGGAGCUUAUGAAACUGGGAGAGAAGUACAUGACCUUAUUACAAAAUGCGAUGCUUCAUGUUCAGCUUAAGAAAACAGGGGCAGGAAUAUUUACGUGCUUUUACGAAAAUAAAGCUGUAACUGAAGAUCUAGUUACUUAUUUUUUGAUACAAAAAGAGAUUGAUUUCUUGGAAGUAGGUUUUGACAAAAGGUUUCCAGAAGGAAGAAGUUCCCCCAUCGUUGACUCCGAUAUGAGAAUAAAAUUGUUGGACAUGAAAAAUGAAGAAUUAUAG